Orbicella faveolata is the source of this 1466-nucleotide messenger RNA. Its product is annotated as zinc transporter ZIP13-like. Gene Ontology annotation, molecular function: zinc ion transmembrane transporter activity. The record is from RefSeq and is a predicted model, not a curated record. Gene Ontology annotation, biological process: zinc ion transmembrane transport; intracellular zinc ion homeostasis. NCBI's taxonomy places the organism in Eukaryota, Metazoa, Cnidaria, Anthozoa, Scleractinia, Merulinidae. Gene Ontology annotation, cellular component: membrane.
UUGGGCUUCAAGUUUCGCCUAGACAUUGUUCUAGUUAGCCUAAACAACAUUCUAAACAGCUUUUAUGUUAGUCUAGGUAGCGCUAAUGGUGUGCUUUCAAUAAAGGUAUAAAUGGCGGCACUCCAGUCCCGCCUGACUAACUCGAUUUCAACUCGAUGAAAAAGUAAAUUGCACCUUGGGAAAAAUACCGCCUGAAACAAUAAGUAAAUAUUAACCCUGAAAGAUAACUUUCUAGACUGUUUUUUUGGAUUUAAAUGCAAAUAAGUUUCUCUUUGUUAUUCUCGCGGAACGGCUUGCUUAAUUAACACGUAGAGUAGUUUGCGACGCCAGUUCAAAUUUGCUUUGAGAAAAAAUUAAAAGUUUAAAGUGGCUGGGAAUAUAACAGAUGUUCCCGUCGUUGUUAGAAUAAGGCGUUACAUGAAGUUUUGCCAAGUAACCAUAAGCGCUAGCAGUGCUGGCAACCGUUGAGACAUCUUAGUACGCCUUGCGGGCCUAGCAAAUUGUACCGUGGGCUCAACUUCGGUGCAAAACACCAGUAAAUUCACCACUAUAAGAGUCCGGACAUUGAGGUGCGGGGUUAGAUGCCUCCACAAACACGCUGAGAUAAUGGCAAAAAUUUCAUGGCUAUCCAUUCUAGUCUUUCUUUGCCUCUCGGUUCUCGUUUCGGAGACUGCUAUGGUAAAUAUUCAUCGCGCAAUACCACGAAACGCAAAGCCAACAAGGGCGGACAACUCCAGCUGGUUUGGCUUUGAGGCGUGUAAAUUUCUUCCCGAUUUGUCGAAAAUAUUUGUGAAGAAAGAAGCUUGGCUGUACUCCAUUCCAGCGACGAUUCUUGUGGGAAUGUGUGGGAUAUUUCCUCUGCUUGUAAUACCAGUAGAAGCGGGACAUGCUUUGAGAGAAGGCGUCACUGCUGACCACCUGAAGUUAUUGUUAAGCUUUGCUGUUGGCGGCUUACUAGGAGACGUGUUUCUUCAUCUCUUACCAGAGGCAUGGGCUCAUGUUCAUGACGGUAAUAUUUGUCAUAUUGAUAUAUUACUGUACAGUGUACGAGAAACAUUUUAAAAUAAAAACUNAGAAAAUGUUAAAGUUGUGGGUUAUCUGAACCUUUUAGCUAAUUCCAUAGAUAAUUUUACUCAUGGCCUUGCUGUGGCUGGAAGUUUUAUUGUGAGUACAAAGGUAAGCCUUGCAUUUAAUGCUGAAUUUAAUUACUUUAUUUUGUCAGGAGAUUCAACAGCAUGGGUUCUUCCAUUUACGUCAGGGGGAUUUAUCUACAUUGCUUUGGUCACCAUUGUGCCUGAUCUUCUGCAGGAGACAAGACCCAGGGAAUCAAUCAAGCAGAUGGUGAUGAUGCUAGCAGGGAUUGCAUCUAUGGGUGUCGUGUCCUUUAUUCACUAAAUGACUACAUAGGUUUUUUUUCACCAGAAAUUAGCUAUAAAACUAAUGUUAAAAAAAACAAAAAAACAAAA